AUGGCGCACCAGCCAAACCACCCGUCGCUUCUGGACUUCGACGAGGACGAAAGAACAUAUGGCAAUCCAGGCCGACCGCCUCCGAUAUCUGACGCUCAAUAUAUGGCCACCCAUAACAUCCAAGAUGAUGAUAUCUACGCUCCGAGUAACACUGCAUCCGGGUAUUCGCAGCCCGGAUUUUCGUCGCAGCAGCAGCAGCAGCAGCAGCCUGGCUAUGACCAACGUCCACCUCAGUUAGGGCAACAUCGCACUUUCUCCCAAACAUCAGGCCUUCAAAACUACGAGCGUUAUUAUGACGAAUCGAUACUUCCAGACGAUGAAUCGACGGCAGAGUUCCAUUAUGGUGCCCACGAAAGUAACAACAAAGGCCAGAAACGUAAUAGAAAUAGUGUCCUGAGUAUGGGAGGUGGUCUCAUGGGUAGGGUAAAAACCGCCAUAGGGAUGGGCCCCCAGUAUAGCGAAAUGGAUCUACCUCUUACUGAGAGGGGCCAGACCGCUGCUGGGGGUUCAUCCGGAGGUGGAGGUCAACCACCAAAGAAGAGCGAUAGUGGUGGUAAAUUCAAGUUCGGCUUUGGUAAGAACAAGGUCGACCCUUCGACAUUAGGACCCCGUAUGAUCCACAUCAACAACCCGCCUGCAAACGCCCUCAGUAAAUUCCUCGAUAACCAUGUCUCUACCGCCAAAUACAACGUUGCUACCUUCCUUCCUAAGUUUUUAUACGAGCAGUUCUCGAAAUAUGCCAAUUUAUUCUUCUUGUUUACCGCAAUUAUGCAACAAAUUCCCAACAUUUCUCCAACUAACAGAUAUACAACAAUCGUCCCAUUAAUCCUUGUGCUUAUAGUAUCAGCAGUGAAGGAAUUAGUAGAGGACUUUAAGAGACGGACUCAGGAUAGAGAACUCAAUCAGUCGAAAACCCAGGUACUCCAUGGAACAACUUUCGAAGAAACAAAGUGGUUAAACGUGAAAGUUGGGGAUAUUGUACGCGUUGAAUCUGAGGAACCCUUUCCGGCCGAUAUAGUACUCCUUGCCUCGUCCGAACCCGAAGGUUUGUGUUAUAUCGAAACAGCCAACUUGGAUGGAGAAACAAACUUGAAAAUCAAGCAAGCAGUCCCGGAGACUUCCCAUCUCGUCAGCCCUGGUGAAUUAAGUAGAUUGUCAGGAAAAGUUAAGUCGGAGCAACCGAACAGCAGCUUGUACACCUAUGAAGCCACAAUCACCAUGUCCAUGGGAGGGGCUGAGAAGGAGUAUCCCUUGAGCCCUGAGCAACUCCUCCUGAGAGGUGCAACUUUGAGGAAUACACCUUGGGUUCAUGGUUUUGUGGUGUUCACAGGUCACGAAACCAAGCUUAUGAGGAACGCCACUGCAACCCCGAUUAAGAGAACAAAUGUGGAACGCCUCCUGAACAAGCAGAUUCUCAUGUUGGUUGGUAUUCUUUUGGUCUUGUCCCUCGUUUCUUCGGCUGGUGAUGUUAUCAAGCUCGCCACACAACUGAAUCAGGUUCCAUAUCUCUUUCUUAAGGAUAUCGGCCUUGCGGCCCAGUUUUUCAAGGAUAUAUUGACAUAUUGGGUCUUGUAUUCUAAUCUUGUGCCCAUCUCUCUUUUCGUGACAGUCGAACUGGUAAAAUAUUUUCAAGCUUUCCUCAUCAACUCGGAUCUUGAUAUCUACUAUGCGGAGACAGAUACUCCGGCAGUUUGUAGAACCUCUAGUUUGGUUGAAGAGCUUGGUCAAAUUGAAUACAUCUUUUCUGACAAAACGGGUACACUGACUUGUAACCAAAUGGAGUUCCGACAAUGUUCAAUUGCUGGUGUCUGUUAUGGUGAUGAGGUUCCGGAAGAUAAACGUGCAACGGUACAGGAUGGCGUUGAAAUCGGUGUCCACGAUUUUAAGCGACUGAAGGAGAACCUGAACAGCCAUCCUACCCGCGAGAUUAUGCAUCACUUCUUGGUUUUGUUGGGAGUCUGCCACACUGUUAUUCCAGAGCGAAAUGACGAAAAGCCCACGGAAAUCAAGUAUCAGGCUGCGUCGCCCGAUGAGGGAGCCUUGGUUGAGGGAGCUGUGCAGUUAGGAUAUCAGUUUGUUUCUCGAAAACCCCGUUCCGUAACCAUUUCUGUCAACGGAAGAUUGGAAGAUUACGAAUUACUCAAUGUCUGCGAAUUCAACUCCACACGAAAAAGGAUGUCUACAAUUUUCCGCUGUCCUGAUGGAAAGAUCAGGAUCUAUACCAAGGGAGCUGAUACCGUUAUUUUGGAACGUUUGGCAAAGGACAACCCGACCGUCGAUGUUACUCUGACCCAUUUGGAAGACUACGCGACUGACGGUCUCCGAACUCUAUGUCUUGCCAUGCGCGAGAUUCCCGAAUCUGAAUAUCAGCAAUGGUCUAAAAUUUUUGACAAGGCUGCUACCACUAUCAACAACCGUGGAGAUGAACUUGACAAGGCUGCCGAACUCAUUGAAAAGGAAUUGUUCUUGCUUGGAGCUACCGCUAUUGAAGAUAGGCUUCAGGACGGCGUACCGGAAACGAUCCACACACUUCAAACCGCUGGUAUCAAGGUCUGGGUCUUGACUGGCGAUCGGCAGGAAACCGCUAUCAACAUUGGAAUGAGUUGUAAACUUAUUAGCGAGGACAUGACGCUCAUCAUCAUCAACGAAGAAAGUUUCGACGCUACUCGGGAUAACCUUACUAAAAAGUUGGCAGCCAUACGAAGUCAGAAGGAUGCUAGUCUGGAAAUCGAAACCCUUGCUUUGGUCAUUGACGGGCGAUCUCUUACAUACGCCCUUGAGAAGGAGCUUGAAAAGACGUUCCUUGACAUCGCUGUUAUGUGUAAAGCUGUUAUUUGCUGUCGUGUGUCUCCCCUACAGAAAGCUCUUGUUGUGAAACUCGUCAAGAAACAUCUCAAGGCAAUUCUUCUUGCCAUUGGUGACGGUGCCAACGAUGUGUCCAUGAUUCAAGCUGCCCACGUUGGUGUUGGUAUUAGCGGUGUUGAAGGUCUCCAAGCCGCGCGAAGUGCCGACGUCUCGAUUGGUCAAUUCAGGUACUUGAGGAAACUGUUACUUGUUCACGGUGCAUGGAGUUACUCUCGUAUCAGUCGUGUCAUCUUGUAUUCCUUUUACAAGAACAUCACUCUCUUCAUGACACAGUUUUGGUAUGCCUUCAGAAAUCGAUUCUCCGGUCAGGUCAUCUACGAAUCAUGGACGCUCUCGUUCUACAACGUGUUGUUCACCGUAUUACCGCCGCUCGCGAUGGGUGUCUUCGAUCAGUUCCUUAGUGCGAGAUUAUUAGACAGGUAUCCUCAGAUGUACCAACUUGGUCAGAAGGGUUAUUUCUUCAAAAUGAGCAGUUUUUGGUCGUGGUUGGUGAACGGAUUUUACCAUUCGUUGCUUCUAUAUAUCGUCUCCGAGUUUGUAUUCCAAUGGGAUCUUCCACAGAGUGAUGGAAGAGUCGCCGGCCAUUGGGUUUGGGGUACCACAAAUUAUACCGCAGCGCUCACAAUCGCUCUUGGCAAGGCCGCGCUCAUCACGAAUAUUUGGACAAAAUACCAUGUUAUCGCCAUUCCCGGUUCCUUAUUGAUUUGGCUGGCUUUCCUGCCAGCUUAUGCCACCGUGGCACCGAUGCUCCACUUCUCUACCGAGUUCACAGGUAUCAUUGCCAGACUCUAUACGUCGCCUGUUUUCUGGCUAUUCGCGUUUGUGAUGGUACCCCUCUGUCUUAUCAGAGACUUUGCUUGGAAAUAUGCCAAGCGAAUGUACUUCCCUCAAACCUACCAUUAUGUCCAGGAGAUCCAAAAAUACAAUAUUCAAGAUUACAGACCAAGAAUGGAACAAUUCCAGAAAGCCAUUCGAAAAGUUCGACAAGUCCAGCGCAUGCGCAAACAACGUGGUUAUGCCUUUUCGCAGGCCGAUGAGGGUCAAUCACGUUUAAUUCAAGCUUACGAUACAACGAAGGAGCGUGGCAAGUGGGGAGAAAUGAAAAGUGUACGAAAGUCAUGA
Molecule: messenger RNA, 3987 nt
Organism: Orbilia oligospora ATCC 24927
Lineage: Eukaryota; Fungi; Ascomycota; Orbiliomycetes; Orbiliales; Orbiliaceae
Exons: 8
Coding region: 1-3987 (1328 amino acids)
Biological process (GO): endocytic recycling; post-Golgi vesicle-mediated transport; intracellular protein transport
Cellular component (GO): plasma membrane
Molecular function (GO): ATP hydrolysis activity; ATP binding; ATPase-coupled intramembrane lipid carrier activity
Source: RefSeq, a predicted model, not a curated record